This is a messenger RNA of Lethenteron reissneri (Far Eastern brook lamprey), 4404 nucleotides long. RefSeq names its product CD36 molecule (gene CD36). Gene Ontology annotation, biological process: receptor-mediated endocytosis; long-chain fatty acid import into cell; lipid storage. Gene Ontology annotation, molecular function: low-density lipoprotein particle receptor activity; scavenger receptor activity; low-density lipoprotein particle binding. Lineage: Eukaryota; Metazoa; Chordata; Hyperoartia; Petromyzontiformes; Petromyzontidae. Gene Ontology annotation, cellular component: cytoplasm; caveola; cell surface. The record is from RefSeq and is a predicted model, not a curated record.
GUCGGCCAGUUCAUACCCAUUCGUGUUCCUGAACUCCCCGAUCAUCGUAAAACAGCAGCGAGUGGGGACAAUGGGCGGCUGCUGCUCUCCCAAGUGUCGCCUCGUCAGCGGCUUGGUCGUCUCGGCGCUCGUGCUGGUGCUGGGAGGAGUCCUCAUCCCCAUCGGAGACCACAUCAUCAGCUCCACGGUCACGGAGGAGGCCGUGCUCAUCAAUGGUACCGUGGCAUUUGAUGCAUGGGUCCAGUCCCCCAGCGAUGUCUACCGCCAGUUCUGGUUCUUCAACGUGACCAACUCAGAAGAGUUCUCGCUGCAAAGUAAUUCCAGCGUGAAGCCCAAACUCAAGCAGCUAGGGCCCUACACGUACAAAGUGCGUCAUUUAGCCAAGGACAACCUGGAGUACCAUCCGAACGACAGCGUGUCGUACGUGCUACCGCAACAAGCCAUCUUCCUGCGGGACAUGUCUGUGGGACCCGAGGAAGACUUGAUCACGUCCAUUAACAUGGUGGCUUCUGCGUUGCCUGUCAUCAUGGGUCUUCCCCAAAUUUUAAAUGGUAUCUACAAGAUAACCAACACCAGCAUCUUCCAUACACGCACAGUUCGAGAGCUUCUCUGGGGAUACAAGGAUCCCAUCCUAGAAUCGGUGCCCAUCCCCGGCAUCGAAAGUACCUUUGGACUCUUUUAUCCGUACAAUGGUUCAAACGAUGGAAUUUACACCAUUUUCACUGGGCAAGGAGACAUCAGCAGAGUUGCCAUCAUCCAUGAAUGGAAGAAUAACAAGUACAUGAACUUUUGGCCGGAAGAAUCAUGUGACAGAAUAAAAGGGACAGAUGGAUCCAGCUUUCCGCCUUUUUUGAAUAAGAAAAAUCAACUGGAAUUUUUUUCAUCUGAUGUCUGCAGGAAUCUGGUCGCGGAAUUUCACCAAACGCGAAAACUGAAGGGCAUCGACGUGUACCGCUUCCUGCUCCCCACGUCGCUGCUCUCGGCGUCGAAUAAGAACACCGCCAACCGCUGCUACUGCACCAAGUACCUCAACCAGACGGGCUGCACGCGUGACGGGGUGCUGGACAUCAGCAGCUGCAAAGGCGGUGCUCCGGUGUUCAUCUCUCUGCCUCAUUUCCUGGACGGCAGCAGGGAAUAUAUCGAUGAUGUGGAAGGUCUGGAACCAAAUCGGGAAGAGCACGAAACCUACCUGGACGUGGAGCCGACGACGGGCAUUACCAUGAGCGUGACCAAGCGUAUACAAAUCAACAUUCUUCUGCAGCGAGUCGAAAAAAUUGACAUUUUCAAAAACGUUCCGCAAGAUUACAUCUUCCCAAUAAUCUGGCUAAAUGAGACAGGGACGUUGGGCGAUGACUCUGCCAAGGCCUUCCGUGAAGCCCUCACCAUUCCCAUGCAUGCGCUCUACUCUGUGCAGAUCACUCUCAUGACCCUGGGCAGCAUCGGCAUCGUCGUUACGCCGAUCGUCUACUUCUCUGUCAAGUCGUGUAAACGUUAGCCGAGCAAUACCUGGAGCGAGUGGCAAUAGCGCGGUGAUCACCAUGGGAGACAGUGACUUGGGAAAGAGCCGUGGUGGUGGUGGUGGUGGUAUGUUAUCAGUGCAUAAAGGGGACAACUUUAACAUUUUUAAGCGAUGAUUUCCAAUGCUUAAUGUCAUUUUAACACGUAGACUUUCGCGACCAAUAUCACGUUUCGUAAUUGUUUUUUUGGGCUCAGAUUGCUCGAACGAAAAGGUGCGCGUCCUAAACCCUGCUCCCACCCAACGCGGCUAAAAGUAAUAAAUGUGUCACGUUCAAAAUAAAAACCCCACAAAGGACGUGCCAAUCCCAGGAGUGAAGGCCGCCACUGAAGAUUGUGAGACAGCUCCCCGACAUCGCGAACGGUGGGCGCUGCUCGAGCACUACGCUACACUCGCUCGGUUGACGGUGACAUCGGGGGGGUCACGGGGGUUUUUUCGGGUCACGUUUCGCCUCCCAUAGGGACUCCCGCGUGGUUUCGACUAACGUUGACAUUUUGAUCAACGGUAUGUUUAGGGGCCAUCCAUAAAUGACGUCACGCACCUAGGGGGGGUCAGACAUUUGUGACGAUGUGUGACGAGGGGGAGGGGGGGGGGUUGAGAAAUGUGACGUCACAUCAAAAUGCGUAACUUUAAAUAAAUAUAGACAGCACGUUCUACUUAAUUAAAUAGACUUUUUUAAUAAAUGCUUUUUCCUACAACAUCAGAGUGCAGCACCACAUUAAAAACGCACUACGAUGACAAUAGAUUAAAGCGAUUUGAAGCAUGUUUUAUUUUUUUUGGGGGGUGGGGCAGAGCUUUGUGACGUCAUAUUUGAGGGGGGGUCUGAUUUUUUGUGACGCCGUGUGACGAGGGGAAGGCCAAAAAUCGUCCAAAAUCGCGUGACGUCAUUUAUGGACGGCCCCUUACGUCUUUGCACGCGUGGUGCCAAUUUCGGUCAAUCCGAGCUGAGCCAUGCCCACAGCGAAUCAAGUAAUUCCUCCAUGUGACUCGCAGUUAUUUCGGUGACGAGUCGUUUUUGUGGAACGGAUUUUAAAACGUUAACCGAGGGACUACUCUAAUAAAUAGGCACGUUUGUCUGCGUGACAACUUUAUUCAUUCGCUGUGUCGGCUGGAGGAAGGUUUAGGGCACAACGAUGUUGACGCCAUCUGACCUAAACGUGAAUUGUGAAUCGCUCUCACGUCACGUCCAACUUUCUCGCUGUGAGGAUCUGGAGAGACUGAGCAAAUGAUCAGAUAUGUUCGGGGGGUGGGGGGAGGAAUGGGAGAGACGCAUAAUGUGGCAGUUGAAGUUUCUAGGUGGCUGUUUUAUAUCGUAGACCAUAUUUGAGAUUUUUGUUCAUUCAUGUAAAUAAUCAUAUUUUAUAUACUGCGUGUUUCCUUCAUUCUCGAGAUACGAAUAUAAUUUGCGCCCCUCUGAAUUGCGUGUUUCGGUUCACCACCUGCCAAUGACCGAUACGCCAUUGUCUUUGGGGACAGCUCGUGUGUGGCACGUGUCUGGCCUUCCUGUUUUCCACUGGCCACAUGUGAGCCGUGCUGGGGCCAUGCCGUGCCACACCAUCGUGGGUCAGGAGGUACGGGUUGUUCUUUUUCCACUGCAGUAGCCGAGCCAUGCCGCAGAUGUCGAAUGCAACGAACGUGUCGAAGGCACGUUUAGAUGACGUGGAGACACGGCAUUUGAAUGGACUAACCCACGCGAAUACCCACACUUUCAAGCACUGAUAUCCACACGCUCUUACACAGUGCACCCACAGACACACUCGUACACACGUGAACACACUCGAACGCACGCACAGCUGCGUGAUACAAUCGCACCGUUCUUCAGCACCCCCAAGACUCGCUGGGACAAAAUGUAAUUGAUCUUAACUUCGGUGUGCCGACAUCACGCCUGCAGAAGAUCAAAUGCAUCUUCUCGAGGCGUGGUGGCAUCAGACGCAUCGCGCACAUCAUUAGCACCCUCCCUUGCUCCCCUCCCCCACACUCCAGUGUAGCAGCAUCUUUUGGCUCGGGCACGGUACGGGUAUUCGCCAGUAGAAAACCGUCACGCACUGGGCUCGGCUCGCGUUGUCUUGUGACUGUCGUCCCACAAUGGGUGGUGCUUGACACUCACUCCGGACUGCUCUCUCCCAAGAGCGGAUUGGCCCUAUCGCCCGCACUGCUUUAAGGUUUAAUGGCCUUACUAUACUGAACGCAAUACACUGCCAAAGUAUACAAAACACAUAUAUAUAAGAAAUGAAUGUACACAUUGAUUAAUGUAUUGUUGUUGAACAAAAAAGGCGAGCCCCGUUCCGAGUUUCUGGCGAUGAUGUUACCUGCACCGCUCGGGUGAUUGAACCAGACAUGGCGUUUUCUGGUGAGUAAUUAAUUAGUCUUUCAGGAAUGCCUUCACCAACCUGCAUGCUGGCAAAACCUUCUGGUACUGUACUCCAAAGCUUGCAUUGACUCUGUAAGCGUACCGUCCGUUUGUCAAUCCACUGCUGGAUGAGGGCCUCCGCCACACCUUGCAGGCCAUGAGGGAUAUUUGACCAUACUUCACCACUCUGGUCAGUUUGGGUUGGGGAAGAUGUGUGUGGGGGGAGGUGUGCAGAGCAGUGGAUUUUGCUAAGAUCGUCCAUCCAGGUGCUAUCCAGACUCAAGCCUGCUCAGCUUCCGAGAUGUGACGCGACGCCGUGCAUUCUGGGUGAUUUUCUCAUGCACAUUGUUUGAGAUAUACAACCCUUAUAUGUUCGGAAAAAAAAAUGCUCGCCAACCCGCGUAUAUUCCUAGCUUGUGCUUGUGGGGACAGAAUAAAUGUCAUGCAUAACUAUAUAACUGUAUAUCAUCCUUGUGGGUAUGAAUUGUAUUGUUAUACUGAUUUAAAAUUAUUCCGAUGUGAUUGAUUUGUAAACAAA